This is a messenger RNA of Myzus persicae (green peach aphid), 614 nucleotides long. RefSeq lists its product as uncharacterized. The annotation marks the transcript as partial. NCBI's taxonomy places the organism in Eukaryota, Metazoa, Arthropoda, Insecta, Hemiptera, Aphididae. The transcript has 5 exons. The record is from RefSeq and is a predicted model, not a curated record.
UAUAUAAAUUUUAUAGGAAAUUAAGAAGGAUAACCAUUUAUCUAAAGACACUGAAACUACUGAAUAUGAAAUCGAAAAAGACUACAAUUUAAAUCAAACACAUUCAAAUGAGAUUGAAGACAUAAACAUGCUUCAUUCCCACAAUAAUGAUAUUAGUUCCUUUGUGAAUAAAAAUUUGUCUGAUGCUGAUAAACAUCUGGUGCUUACAAAUUUGUGGGUACCACCUUCCAACUAUAUAUUUCCAUUAACUACAAAAAAUAUGAAACGUGGGCUACGUUUCCAAUACAAAUGGCUUAAUGAAUUCCAAUGGUUAGCAUAUUCUGAAGGAAAACAUGGUGCGUUUUGCAAAUAUUGUGUUCUGUUUGCUAAAGUUGGGGGAAAAAAUGGUCAGCCUUUGGGAUAUUUUGUUAAAACAGCAUUUGAUACAUGGAAAAAAGCUAAACAAGAAUUUCGUGAACAUUCAGAAACUAUAUAUCACGUAUCAUCCACUUUAGAUGCUGAUCAUUUUUUAAAAGUGUUUAAAAAAACUGAACCAUCAAUAAUUAAUCAAUUGGAUACUGAUAGAUUAAAACAAAUACAAGCUAAUAGGAAACGUCUCAUUCCUAUAAUUGAGU